Messenger RNA from Aedes albopictus (Asian tiger mosquito), 951 nucleotides. Its product is annotated as homeobox protein Hox-A1-like. Bases 1 to 885 code for a protein of 294 amino acids. NCBI's taxonomy places the organism in Eukaryota, Metazoa, Arthropoda, Insecta, Diptera, Culicidae. The record is from RefSeq and is a predicted model, not a curated record. Gene Ontology annotation, molecular function: sequence-specific double-stranded DNA binding; DNA-binding transcription factor activity, RNA polymerase II-specific. The transcript has a single exon. Gene Ontology annotation, biological process: regulation of DNA-templated transcription. Gene Ontology annotation, cellular component: nucleus.
AUGUCGCGAUCGUUUCUAGUCGAUUCGUUAAUCGGUGACAAAUCGACACCAGUGAAAAGUAACUCGUUCGAUUACGAACAGUUUACUCAAUUACCAGUGACUCCGCCGGCAACUCUACCUUACUCCCCAUGCUACGUUGGAAGCUAUCUAUUCUCAAUUGGAUUACAACAGCAGCAACAACAACAGUUGCAUAUGCCGCAUCUACAUCAUCUACCACAACCGCAUAACCUGUCGCUGGAUCUAUCACCCAAACUCUACCAGCCAACCGACGUCAAACCGCCAAGGCUUUCCCCCAAGGAGGAGUACUACCGCAAGCUGUACCGGUGCGAGAAAACCCCCGAGCGUUUUUCGCCAUAUCCAACGUCCCCACUGAACACCACCAAGCAUACCACCCUCAAAUCAUCGACUCCUUCGCCAACACUCACGGACACCCUGGCGUUCACCAUCGAUGACGAACUAUCCAGCAAGCGAAUCCGCACGGCCUUCACGAGCACCCAACUGUUGGAACUGGAACGCGAAUUCUCCACCAACAUGUACCUCACACGACUACGGCGGAUCGAGAUCGCCACUCGGCUCCGGUUGUCCGAGAAACAAGUAAAAAUCUGGUUCCAGAACCGACGGGUCAAGCGCAAGAAGGGCGAUGCCCCGAUCGUGUGCCCCAGUAUGGGUGCUUCCUCCGACGGUUCGUCACCUUGUGGCCAAUCAGUACAUCAGCAGAAUCAUCAAAAGUGUUGCUGCCAUGGAUCUUCCUGUGGAGGCGGGUCGGAUAGUGAGGAAGUGAAUGUUGAUGGUGAUUGUCAGCAGGAGAUCGAUCGUAAGCCCACCGUUGAACAAGUGCAGUUACUUCAGCAGCAUGCUUGGGAUUUUAGUAAGGGGUUUCAUUGAAAGGGGCUGAAAAUGUGAGCUUUUCGAAUUUACCAGUGAUUUGUAAAUAAUGUGUUAUAAAAUCAA